AUGCUGGGUUUCCCUGGUAUUGCAGGAUCAAAUGGUAUACCGGGGCCACACGGACCUCAGGUAAGGGAAGGUGUAAAAGGACAAAUUGGUGAUAAAGGAUCACAAGGAAUGCCGGGUCCAAGAGGAGACAGAGGGCGCGAAGGAACCUCUGGGAAGAAUAGACCACGAGGAAUUAAGGGAAUGAAAGGUGAACAGGGACUUGUGGGAAUGAAAGGAGAGCGAGGCAUUGCGGAAUCGAAAGGCAAGCAAGGGGUUGUGGGAAUAAAAGGAGUGCGCGGAGCAGUGGCAAUUAAAGGAGAGUAAGGCAUUGCGGGAAUGAAAGAAGUGCGCGGAGCUGUGGGAAUGAAAGGGAAGCAAGGUAUUGCGGGAAUGAAAGGAGUGCGCGGAGCAGUCGGAAUUAAAGGAGAGCGAGGCAUUGUGGGAAAUCAGGGAAGAAAAGGAGACAAAGGAGAGAAAGGAGAAAGCGCCAAAGCAAGUCAAGCAAGUGUAGUACCACAAACCAACUGGAAACAAUGUGUGUGGAAAUCAACGAGCUAUACUGAUAACGGGAAGAUUAAGGUAAAUAGAAUAAGAAUCAGAAGAGAAUAAGAAAAUUCAUUCCUUUUUAAAUUAAAAUGUUUCAAAGAAGAAAGUCUCCCCUCUCACUGACCGUUUGCCAACACAUUACAUAAAUAACUAAGUUACAUUUCUCUCUACUUUGGUUCUUUUUUGAACGAAAAAAAGAAAACUAUCGUGCGUGAUAAAAGGAUUCCUGGCCAUAUGGAUAAGGACAACGAAAAUUUAAGCUAUUACAGAGUUUUUAAAAAUUAGGAAGUAAUCAUGACUGGAGUUGUUAGUAUCAAUCAUUACAGACGAUUGCUCGCCUUACUACAAUAUGUUUGAUUUGUUUUAUUUUAUUCCAGGACUGUACAUUUAACAAACUGCAGUCUAAUUCAGCGCUCAGAGUCUCAUUCCAGGGAAACAUGGGGGUCUAUGGAAGUAAUUCUAAGUGUAAUCGCUGGUAUUUCAAGUUCAAUGGAAAUGAAUGCAGUGGACCAAUGACGAUUGAGGCUGCUGUUCAACUACUGGCCAUCUGGGAACCCUAA
This is a messenger RNA of Porites lobata, 1085 nucleotides long. NCBI's taxonomy places the organism in Eukaryota, Metazoa, Cnidaria, Anthozoa, Scleractinia, Poritidae. The record is from the annotation of a GenBank genome assembly.